AUGUAUAUUUUGCGGAAUGGCCCGCAAUUCAACCCACGAGUCGGUAAUCUAUCGGGACGACCGGGUUUUUGUGGUGAAGGACAUCAGCCCCAAGGCCGCCGUUCACCUUUUGAUUAUUCCCAACAUGCACCUCAACUCCCUGGCCUACAUCGGGCCGGGGCAGGUGCCGAUUAUGGGCCACCUUUACGUGGUGGCCGAGGAGAUGGCCCGACGGGAGGGUGUGGCCCUGAGCGGUUACCGCCUUACCCUGAACCAGGGCCCCGACUCCGGCCAGGAGAUUGCCCACCUGCACAUGCAUCUGCUGGGCGGCCAGGCCUUGGGUGCAAUGGGUUAGGCUAG
Molecule: messenger RNA, 339 nt
Organism: Geodia barretti
Lineage: Eukaryota; Metazoa; Porifera; Demospongiae; Tetractinellida; Geodiidae
Source: the annotation of a GenBank genome assembly